AUGCCAAGGAAAAAUUACUCUGACAUUGCUGUCAAUUCUACAGGUCUUAAUUUAGAUCUUAUGGCAAAUAUACCUCAGUCACAAGAUUAUCUAACGAAAAUCAGAUCGUUUAAUUUUGAAGCGGAGCCUGAGAAUAAAGAAGAUAUAACGGUUUUUUGGCUGGAUAAAAGUUUCUGUGCAGAAUGUAAACGUCCAGCUCAACGAUUACUAACAAAAAUCAAUGAUUAUGUUAAACUUUAUGAUGAUCCUAGUGUUUGUAUAAAAGACAUUAAUCAGCGACAAGAAAAACUUUUUUUAAUCAUAUCUGGUUCGUUGGCUGAAACGAUGAUAUCGGAUUUUCAUGCCAAGCCACAGAUUGACUCAAUAUUUAUAUAUUGCGCUAACCGUGAAAAAUAUAUUCAUUUACUUAAUAAUUAUAAGAAACUUGUCGAUUGUUUUGAUAUUGAACAUGACCUGGUUAAAUGCGUUCAUUUCUAUACAGAAUUAAAAUCUUACACAGGUUUUUGUUUAUUCGAUAACCAACAAUCACAAAAAAGUCUCACACGACAAUCGAUAGUGUUUCUCUGGACUGUGCUGUUACCCGUUGUACUUACAGAGGUAAAGCAAGAAGCAACUCGUCGACAAUUACUUGCUAUGUGUAAGGAAUACUAUAAUGAUAAUCCUCGUGAACUGGAUAAUAUUGAACAUUUCAAUUCUGACUAUUACGAUGAAAAAGCGGUUGUCUGGUAUUCAAAAGAUUCAUUUGUACAUAAACUAUUGAAUAAGGCACUGCGAACACACGCUUACGAGAAACUGAAUGCAUUUCGAUAUUAUAUUCAAGAUUUACGAUCACAAUUACGAAAAUCGUUUUUAUCGUUAAAAAAAAAUGAACAUUUACUCAUUGUUUAUCGAGGAUUACCAAUGUCUAGCGAUGAGAUUAAAAAAUUAAAAUCAAACGUCGGUACUCUGGUAGUUUUUAACGGAUUUUUGUCGACAAGUCGAGAUAAAGGUGUCGCUCUCGUCUAUUCUGGACAAUCUGCUAAUAAACUCUACAAUGAGAGUGUCAUUAUUGAAAUAGCUUGUGAUACGACACUUCCAUCGCCGAUUUUAGCUGAUAUAUCCGAAUCAAGCUGUUUUCCGGAUGAAUCAGAAGUUUUGUUUGAUUUGGCAAGCGUGUUUGAAAUCUCUAGUGUUGAAUAUAACAAUGCAGAAAAUUAUUGGACAGUUAAGUUGAAAAAUUCGACAAAAACGAAAGACUCUGUACGUAAUCUCAUAAAUCUGGCAAAAAAAGAAUUAGAUGAAGAUAACCCAAGUAAAUUGUUUGAUAAAUUAAUGGAUCACAUGAAAAAAUUGAAUCAAGAAAGUCAAACAUUUGCAGAACAAACGAUAGAUAAACCGUUGGAAGAUAUGAUUGUUCAUCUUGCAAUCGUGAUGCUGAAUGAUCCUUCCGGAAUCAACAUGCAACCAAAAUUAAAAAUAUUUCAAGAAAAAGUUGUAUUUUUUCAUGAUGUUGAAUCUUGUCUCGAUCAUAUUAGGCAGUCAAUGGGCGAACAGAUCAUUCUUAUUGUGUCAAGCGAUUUUGUACAAAAGAUUUUUCCAGAGCUUGAAAAGUCUACACAUGUUCAAUCGGUGUACGUUUUUUUACGUGAUAAUUAUCCUCUUGUAAACAACUUGCUUCAAAAACUAGUAGGGAUUUUUACUACAGAAAAUGAGUUAAUAUCACAACUAGCUCAUAACCUUGGUAUCUACUAUAGAAAACAAGGUAACAAAUGUAUUGAACAAAAAAAAGCAAAAUUAGCGCUGGAAUAUUUUGAUCGUGCUUGUUGUUACUACGAUAUAUUGAGUGAUAAUGCAAAUAUGAGGAUAAAAGAUUUGAAUACAAUGGCGAAAGACUAA
Didymodactylos carnosus is the source of this 1875-nucleotide messenger RNA. The record is from the annotation of a GenBank genome assembly. Lineage: Eukaryota; Metazoa; Rotifera; Eurotatoria; Philodinida; Philodinidae.